Molecule: messenger RNA, 3216 nt
Organism: Rotaria sordida
Lineage: Eukaryota; Metazoa; Rotifera; Eurotatoria; Philodinida; Philodinidae
Source: the annotation of a GenBank genome assembly
AUGGAUAUAACACCUGAUUUAAGUCAUUUAACCGAUGAUGAGAAAAAAAUAAUCGAAGCUGUUAUUAAUCGACAAAAAGUUGAAGAAAAACUUGAUACAUUUAGAAUUCAAUCUCAAGACAAUGAUUAUUCAUCCCCACCAAAAGCUAUAUCUUCUCGUCAUCAUUCUCAAUUAAAUGAAUCAGGUAUACUUUGUCAAAUUUGUCAAAAAACAAAAUUUGUUAAUGAAAAAUCAUCUCGUCAAUGUUCAAUAUGUCAAAAACAUUUUUGUGUACGUUGUGGUAUUCGUUUAAAAUCACAAUAUUAUGUUUGUAAUCAAUGUAAACAAAAACAAGAACAUUAUUUUUCAUUAAGAAAUAAUACAUGUAAACAAUAUUUAUCCGAUUAUAUUUUAUCUCAAACAUUAAAUGAAGAUCAAAUAAAUAAAUAUGGUGCUAAUCAAAAACGUAUUUUACCAAAAUUAAAAAUGUCUAAUGAUGAUGAUGAUGAAAUUUCAUCACCUGAAUCAAUAGCUACAUGUGAUAAUAAAAAUCGAUUAUUACAAGAAAGAAAACAAGAUAAAUAUUCAAUAAAUAUUUUACGAGAUUUUCAAUAUCAUUCACUUGAAGAAAAAGAAUCUUGUCAAGAAUCAACAUUAAAAGAUUCAGGAAUUGAUACAGCUAGUUCAAGUUUUUUUCAUUUUUUUCGAUAUUGUUUGUCUUGUCCAAUAACAUAUUGGUGUUUUAAUGAAACUCGAACUGAACAAAUUGGUUAUAUUUAUUUAAAAAAUAAUCUUUCAACAUAUGAAUACGAACAAAAACAAAUACAUACAGAAGAUAUUUUAAAUGCAUUAGGUUUAAAAAUACAAUCGGGUAUUCAAUAUGAAAAUGAAUCUAUUACUGAAAUUACAAAAGUAAUACGAGGAAGUAUAGCUGAUACAUAUGGACAAUUACAAAUUGGUGAUCAAAUACUUGAAUGGAAUGGAGAAAAAUUAAAAAAUCUUAAUUCAAAUGAUGUUAAUCGAAUAGUUACACAAAAUUCAAUUCAAUCUCCACAAAUUCAUAUGAUUGUUAAAAGAUUGAUUAGACAACCAACAUUGCUCAAUAAUGAACGAAUUUCUCAAGGAGAUCAAACAAUAUCGUCAACAAUAGAGAACAAUAGUAUUCAAUUACAACUUUCCUUUCAAUAUGAUCAAAAAUAUUUGCAUAUUAUGAUAUACAAUGCUAAGAAUAUUCCGAUUCGACAAGGUUUAUUUGCUUGUCAAUUAUCAUUAGAAUAUGGAAGUGACACAUUAUCAAAAGAAGAAAAAUGUACAAAAGCUCAACCAUGUUCAUCUGGUAUAUGUAUAUGGAAUCAACAUAUAAUAUUUUUUGAUAUUGAUACAAUUGAUAAUAUUUUAUUAUGUAUUAAAUUAAUUAAUCUUGAACAUAAUCAAGAAAUUUUAGGUGAAAUUAAAUUUAAUAAAUUAAAUUUAAAUAAUAAACCUGAAUGGUUUUAUUUAAAUGAUACAUCAAAUGAAUCAUUAUUCAAUCGUGUUCAUUCAUCAACAACAAACAUCCCAUCAACUACUAACAAUCGUAAAAGACAAUUACCAGAUAUUCCUAUUGCAAAACUACAUGCAAAUGGAGAAAAAGUUUCAAAAGAAUUAUUUCAAAAAGCUAUGCAAAUAAAAUUACAACUUCAUAUGCAAUCAAGAAAUGAUAAAUCUGUAUUAAAACAACGUAGUUUUGAUCAUAGAGAUUCUAUAGAAAAACAAAUGUACGAUGGCGAUGGUCGUACAUCAAGAAUAGAUGAUAAUAAUACAAAAUCAAUGAAUAAUUUAUCAUUAUCAUCAUCAUCAUCAUCAAAACUUACUUUUAGAACAAAUUCAAAAGACAAACCACAACGUAUACCAAUGAUGAGAGAAAGAAGUGCACCAAAUCCAACAUUAUCAAGACAAACAACGAUAAUUGGACAAGAUGAAAUUAAUCUAGAAAAAACAAAAUUAAAAUCAUUUGAAGAUAAAUAUGGACGAGUUAUUACAAAACGACAUUCUAUGGAAACACAUAGUGACGAUGUUGAUUCCGAUGGAUCUGAAUUAUCAUCAGCUUCAAAAAUGAGUUCAACUAGUAUGUUAUCAACACAAUCAGAACGACCUCAAAAUAUACGAAAAUAUAGUAUACUUACACGUCUAAAUGAUCAUUUUCAUCAUGAUGAUGAAAAUAAAUUAAAUGAAGAAGAACUUCGACAAAUGGCUAUGCGUACAUAUGAUACAUUAACAAAUCCUUCAAAUACUGAUGAUAAAACAACAAUCAAUGAAAUAGAUAUAAAACCAAUUUCACUACCUAUUGUUUUAAAUACAAAAACAGUUAAAUUUGAACAAAAGAAUGAUGGAAGUGUAUCAGAUUCAAUUUUAAGUUCACAAACAGAAUCAAGUAAAAAACGACGACCAUCAAUGUCAUCAAAAGCUUUUGUUAUACUUGGAUUAUCAAGAAAAGCAAAUAGUUCAACAAAUAUUGGUAAAAGAUAUGGUUUUCAAAGAAGUGAAGAAAUUGGUGUACAACCUCAUUUACGUAGUCGAACAUUACAACGAGAAAUAAGUAAAGAAAAAGACACACCAAGUAGUGCUCCACCAAUAGAUUCAUCUCGAUCACCAUUUAAUACAUCACUUCAACGUGAUCAAUAUCAUUCAAUGCCUCAUAAUAUCGAAUUAUGGUCUGGUGGACUUAAAUUGCCACAUGAAUAUCAAUUUAAUGAAUUUGUCGAAGGUUUAGGAGCAGGACAAUUAGUUGGACGACAAGUUCUAGCUUCUCCAUGUCAUGGUGAAAUUCAAAUAGGUCUUCGUGAUCAUCAAGGUUUACUUGAAGUUGAAAUAGUACGAGCAAGAAAUUUACUUGAAAAAGUCAUGUAUAAAAUGCUUCCAGCACCCUUUGUUAAAAUAUAUUUACUCGAUGGAAAAACAUGUAUUGAAAAACAACGUACUCGUACAACACGUCGUACACUUGAUCCACUUAUACAACAAACACUUACUUUUAAAGAAAAUUUUCGAGACAAAGUUUUACAAAUAAGUGUUUGGGGUGAUUAUAGUAAAUUAGAUCGAAAAAUAUUUAUGGGUGUAUGUCAAAUAGGUUUGAAAGAACUUAAUUUAAAUUCAUCUCAACAAAUUCUUGAUUGGUAUAAAUUAUUUUCUGCUAAUUCUUUAAUGAAUAAUUAUGUAAUUUUACAACAAUCACCAAAAAGAAAAACUUCAUUAACAUAA